UAAAUUUAGUGGCGGAUAAAUAAAGAUAAAUUUUGUGCCACAAAACUGUAUGAAAAUUUCGCUAAUUAAAUUUUAAAUUUCUAAACUUGAACUAAAUUACUAUUGAAAACAAUAGAAAACAAAUUCGUUAAUAUACUUACAUAUCUGUUAUACAAUUCUUGUGAAUAAUUUUGUUCAUUAAUAUAAUUUUUUCUUUGCAGCAGAUUAGGGGAGCAACCAAUUUUUACGUGUCAAGCUCAUGUUUUCCAUAUCGACCCUAAAACAAAAAGAACGUGGAUAACAGCAAGUAUGAAAGCGGUUGCUGUUAGUUUUUUUUACGACUCUUCAAGGCACUUAUAUAGAAUUAUCAGCGUAGAAGGAAGUAAGGCAGUUAUAAAUUCAACGAUAACACCCAACAUGACAUUUACACAAACCUCUCAAAAAUUUGGACAAUGGAGUGACGUAAGAGCUAAUACUGUAUAUGGCCUAGGCUUUGCCUCGGAGGCUGAAUUAACAAAAUUUGUCGAAAAAUUUCAAGAAGUAAAAGAAGCAACCAAAAAUGCAUCAUCUAAAACUGUAACUAACGAAAAUCAAGCUAUGACUCCAGUCACUUCUGCCAACACUUCUCCUAUUACGUCCCGAACGUCAGCGACAAUUCAAAGUGAUAACAUGAAUGGAUCACACAAUUUGGAACACUCAAAUUCUACAACAAUUAAUAAUCAAAAUUUAAAUUCAGACAAUAGUCCACAACAUAAAUUAAAUCCUUGUAGUGCUUCGAAUCUCGAAGGAAAACAAACACUUCAAAGCAAUGAAGUGGUAGCAAAUUCAGGAAGUGCAAUUGCAAUUACUGGAACAACACAAACUUUGCAAUGUAUGACCACUGCAGGAACGAGUUCAAAUAGCGUAGUGAGUGCUGACCAACAAUUAAAAUACGAGAAUGAAAGGCUUAAAAUGGCCCUGGCGCAGAGUUGCGCUAAUGCGAAAAAAUGGGAAGUUGAACUGGCAACUCUUAAAAGUAAUAACAUUCGCUUAACCAGUGCGUUACAAGAAUCAACUGCAAACGUCGAUGAGUGGAAAAAACAAUUACAUACAUACAAAGAAGAAAAUAUGCGAUUGAAACGGGAAAUAGAUAAUUUUAUGCAAAGCGGAAUAACUCCUUCGACAACAUGUACCUCUAACACUGAAGUAGCAGAAGAUCUUCGACGGGAAGUUGGUUUGUUAAAGGGCAGAAUAGAAAGUCUUGAAAAAGAGCUAAAAACUCAAGAGCUAGAACUCAAAGCUGCUAAUAAAAGUUUAAAAGACAAAUGCAAUGAUCAAAGUAUUGCAAAAAUGUCUGAACUAGCAGCCAUAUUUGGAAAAAAUUUAACUGAAUUAUUUACAUUACAAAAAGAGAUGGAGAAUGUUUUGCAUUCCCAGAAAAGUACUUGAGAUAUAUUUGAAUUUAUUAAGGAUGACUCUAAGGACAAAUCUGAAGAUAUUUUGUAUAAUGUCAACUUAGCUCCAGCCGUUAGUAAAUCAUCAAUUAAAGUUAACGUUACAAAAGAAAUUUGUAUCGAUAAUAUUCAAGAAAAAAACCCAAUGAAUGAUGAGAAUCUUAACCACAACACUAAUGAGCUUCAAUCACGAUUAGUAAUCUUCAAUCAAAUAAAAACUGUAGAAAAACUAAAUACUUCGCAAAAUGAAAAGCAACUGCAUAAUAAUAAAACAGCUACAAUAUUAGUUUCAAAAACGAAAACCAAGUCUGGACUUCCACUGCUUCUGAAAAAUUCAAUACAUUAGUUUAAUUCAGCCGUAUUAAAAUAUAAAAUAUAAGCUCAUAUAAAAUUACGCAAUGUAAUCUAUUAUAUGUUUAUACAUAUAGAUUUUUAACUUUAUUUAAAAUCGAUAAAUCUAGAUAUUACCUCGUUAAUACUAGUAGUAACUAUAACAUUUAUUACUUGAAAAUUAUUUUUAAUUUAAACUUUAGUUUCUUAAAUAAUAUUGAAAUGAUUUUAUUGUGCGAAUGAUGUAAGCAUUUUUUCAGCUUUGAAAAUAAAUACUCAGUAUGAAAACUUAA
Molecule: messenger RNA, 2035 nt
Organism: Condylostylus longicornis
Lineage: Eukaryota; Metazoa; Arthropoda; Insecta; Diptera; Dolichopodidae
Gene: homer
Product: homer protein homolog 2
Exons: 8
Coding region: 289-1407 (372 amino acids)
Biological process (GO): G protein-coupled glutamate receptor signaling pathway; regulation of store-operated calcium entry
Cellular component (GO): plasma membrane; dendrite; cytoplasm
Molecular function (GO): G protein-coupled glutamate receptor binding
Source: RefSeq, a predicted model, not a curated record